AUGAGCUACUACCCUGUCGCCCGCUACCACUUCGACCUCAGCGGCACUGCCUUCGACGCCAUGGCCAAGGACGGUCGCAACGAAGAGCUCCGCCACGCCGGCAUCAUCGACAUGCAGUUCAAGAGGGUGUCGUGCCAGUACCCAGGGUUAUCGGUGACGUUCCACGUGGAGAAGAGGUCGAACCCUAACUACCUGGCGAUCCUGGUGGAGUAUGGGAACGGCGACGGUGACGUCGCGCAAGUGGACCUCAUGGACGGCGGCAAGGCGACGGGGGCCUGGAGGCCGAUGAGGGAGUCGUGGGGCUCCAUCUGGCGCAUGGACACGCGCCGCCCGCUGCGGGGGCCCUUCUCGUUGCGGGUUACCAACGGGUCCGGCAGGUCGCUAGUUGCCGACCAGGUCAUCCCCGCCGACUGGAAACCCGAAGCCGUGUACAGCUCCGACGUCCAGUUUGAUGAUUGA
This is a messenger RNA of Triticum turgidum subsp. durum (durum wheat), 459 nucleotides long. NCBI's taxonomy places the organism in Eukaryota, Viridiplantae, Streptophyta, Magnoliopsida, Poales, Poaceae. The record is from the annotation of a GenBank genome assembly.